Messenger RNA from Cladophialophora bantiana CBS 173.52, 2658 nucleotides. RefSeq lists its product as uncharacterized. Bases 1 to 2658 code for a protein of 885 amino acids. The transcript is spliced from 4 exons. The record is from RefSeq and is a predicted model, not a curated record. NCBI's taxonomy places the organism in Eukaryota, Fungi, Ascomycota, Eurotiomycetes, Chaetothyriales, Herpotrichiellaceae.
AUGGGACCAAUUGCUUUGUAUGGCAUUGAGAAGGUAGUUCGUCACCCAGUCGAGGAUUGUCUGGCCGUAAUACUAGGUAUUUCCAUAGUUGGCGUGGAGAAUGAUGAGAUACUGAUCCUCAACAACCCGAAGCUGCUCGCUGCUCCAAUGCGCAGCCGGAAAAAUCAAUCGCCGUUUCCGAAGACUACACGUACUGUUCGCAAUUUCCUAGACCUCGUCUUUCCCGUUCGGUAUCUGGAAGACCUGGUUUUUCUCCCUUCCGAAACUCACAGACCGGUCCUCCAGAAUGUCGUGAAGGUCUUUUGCAAGGAUGCUUCCCAAGACCCUCCACUGGUAUCUGACAAACAAGCUCAGCCCUGUCGUCUAUGGCUUCCUAGAGCAAGAUCGUUUCUUCUGUCCCUGCAAUGUUCUCUUGCUGAUGACUUAGAUCUUGGCCUAAUUGUCUUGAAAGAUGUCAACGCAAGCAUUGUCUAUCUCGUUGAAGGUGCUGAGAUGUGGGCGCAACUCGGAUAUGAGGCAUCUUUAAUACGAUCCACUCACACCAGUACCACUGAGGCUGAGAGGGUUCUAGACAUGAGCUUCAAGCUUUGUAGCCGAAGAGAUUUCGAUUGCCAUUCAUCUUCAUCCUUUCCUAUUAGGAUUCCUCUGCUAGAGUUGGAGUCAGUGCACCUACGUCUACACUUUACUGGCGAGAGUCUGUUGGACGAACAGGGACAGAUCAUCGCCGUUCCCGAACCAAGGAAUGGUCUAGGUGAUCGUUCUUUGACUAGCCAGCAUGUGGACAGGAACCCACCCAGGAACCUUGUUCUGGCGAGCCUACAGCUGCAGUCUACACCGACUAUAAAUUUCGCGGCCAAGCCUUCACCGUCAAGUGAACAGGUACCAAGGAAGGCUAACGAGCAGCGACCACGAUUGGACGAAGACGUCCUUUUCGCGCUAUUUGACGCGGGAGUGCGUGGCAGUAUAUGCUCCAAACCCAUUCGCUUGUAUGCAGGUGUCAAAUGCCUAACUGAUCAGAACACUCUGCGCCUGUGCGACCUCGCCCCUGCUACAUUCACCCCAAAUUACAUCCAAAUGUUCGAAGAGCAGGCAAGAUUCAUUCCGACUGUUUCCAGAUUCUUGGAGACUCUCCUCGGCAUUUCAGAGUCUAGUGCUCCACCACAGCAGCUUGAAGGAUCAGUUAACUCGGGGUCUGGAAGUCAUGACAGGGAGAGAGAAACUGCAGAAAACCUGCAGAAGGAUCUCUGGUUCACGAUCAUGAAUGGCGUGCGAUGUCACGCAUCUGCUCGAAGUCUUCGACCUCUGCGCCGUCCAAACGACAAACCGCCCGAUUCCCUCUGGGACUUGUUGCAUCAUCCAAAUAUGCCAUGCCACUCAGAGACGGAAGCGAGGGAUGGGUUUGAGCUUGGAUCCGAGCCAGAUUUUGAUGAUGAAGCCAUGAAUCAAGACGAUUGCAAUUUUUGCCUUAAAUUUGAUGGCCACGCUAAUACAUCUAGGUGUUACGUCUACACAGUAACAGCGGAAGAUACCAAUGGCGAUUUUUGUGGUGCAGCAAAAGAGUUGCAUGACGUGGAACUCAAAGGCGGUGGCUAUAGGCUAGAUAAAACCUACGACUGCCCGAUUGAACCCAGCAGGACUGCCCGUCUCCCACCUAACGAAAACAGAAAGUACUCGGACAGCAUGUCAGGGACAAGUGAUGUGUCAAUGCUUCUGGCCUGCGAAGGACCUAUGAAUGAAGGACGCAUAAUCAGGCAGUCUCGUGCCAUUGGUUCACCGGCCUGGCUUACUCAGAAUGUCAUCCGCAUGCAUCCGCUGAGGCAGCAACGCCAUGAGAAUCAUCGAGUGGACCAAGAAAACAGCCCAUGGAAGAGGGACAGCUUAUAUGAGAGGCCUGACCUCGGCUGGUGGUCAGAUGCGAGUGAUGCAAGCGAAGUGCCCCUCGAAGACUGUCGUGACCACUAUACAAAGCCUCAACUAGCCGACUUCAGCUCAUAUCCUCCUUCCUUCAGCGAGGAAGGUUGGGUCCGAGACUACCUGGACUUACAGCGCAACUCGGACGAGGAAGGUCUUGUUGGUGGCAGGACAACACCCAUGUCAACAAGCCAGCCCGAGGAACAAUCGAACAGCUCAUUGACAGAAGUACUUGGAAACGACCAUUUGUUGUGGCACAUGUGGAAAAGGCGUGCGAGCGUGGCUCCUCGAGGAGAAGAAGACGUCACCGACUUGAAGACACUGUAUGCCACAGAUCCAGACAUGAAGCUGUUCAGUUCAAGAUGGGACCUCGAUCCUAGUGACAUCAGUUCCGGAAGCAACGACGACCCCAUGCUGCAAGAUCUGAGAGAUAGUCGACCAUCUCCUCGUGACAAGGCUCACUCACCAAUGACACCCAAUUCAGAACGACGAUCCUAUUUCACGUCAACACGGUCCUCCUCAUCCUCAACCUAUGUUGGACGAUCAAGUGCCGACCCCAAGCGACGGUCAAGUCUCAUCAAACGUUUCACUUGGGGAGGCCGGCACAAUGCCUCCGAAGCACCUGCACUGGAUGUCAGCAAGCUGGAACAACGGACAAUGGAGGUCAAGAGGAGGAAGACGAUGGACGACUAUGAAAUGAUGGACAGAGAGGCAAGCAAUGAUGACUCCAGCGACAUGCUGUUUUAG